AUGUCCGUGAACGCUGGCUCCGUUAUCUCUUCCCCCUCCCUCCCUUCUCUCUGUCUUUGUGUCUUCCCGAGGAGAAAGGCCUUCGUCUUCUCCCUCUCUCUGUCUUCCUUCUUCUUGAAAAGAUCUCCCACACCACUCACCUCUCUCUCUCUCUCGCGCACAAAGCAAACGGAGACAACCGCGGGCGUGAUCCUCUGCCGGUCACAGCCGACCACCAUCAAAAUCGCUCUAUCGGCGCCGUCGAGCGUCCGCCGCGUCCUGAUGAGCGCCCCGGUGAGCUCCGACCUCCGGUCGAAGUACAACAUGCGGUCGAUGCCGGGGCGCAAGGACGACGAGGUCCAGGUGGUCCGCGGGACGUACAAGGGCCGCGAGGGCAAGGUCGUCCAGGUCUACCGCCGGAAGUGGGUCAUCCACAUCGAGCGCAUCACCCACCAGAAGGUCAACGGGUCGACCGUGAACAUGGGGAUUUCUCCCUCGAAGGUCGUGAGCACGAAGCUUCGGCUCGACAAGGACCGCAAGUCCCUGCUCGAUCGCAAGGCCCAAGGGCGCGCUGCUACUGACAAGGACAAGGGGACUAAGUUCACGGCCGUGGAUGUCAUGCAGAACAUCGAUUAAGAGAGAGAGAGAGAGAGAGAGAGGAAGGUCCUUUUGUACUCAGUUUGUUGACCAUUUCGGUUAUAAUUUUGGUUGUUUUCGGACUCCAGAAGGUUAUUUGGCUGAUAUAUCCAAGGAUGUUGCUUUAGAUGUUUGGAAUGCCCUGCUUUUUUUAUCUAUGAACCAGUUGGAUAUUCUGUC
This is a messenger RNA of Rhodamnia argentea, 795 nucleotides long. Its product is annotated as 60S ribosomal protein L26-1-like. Gene Ontology annotation, biological process: ribosomal large subunit biogenesis; cytoplasmic translation. The record is from RefSeq and is a predicted model, not a curated record. Lineage: Eukaryota; Viridiplantae; Streptophyta; Magnoliopsida; Myrtales; Myrtaceae. Gene Ontology annotation, molecular function: structural constituent of ribosome; RNA binding. The coding region runs from base 1 to 615 and encodes 204 amino acids. The transcript is spliced from 2 exons. Gene Ontology annotation, cellular component: ribosome; cytosolic large ribosomal subunit.